Messenger RNA from Neogale vison (American mink), 3918 nucleotides. RefSeq names its product death associated protein kinase 2 (gene DAPK2). NCBI's taxonomy places the organism in Eukaryota, Metazoa, Chordata, Mammalia, Carnivora, Mustelidae. The coding region runs from base 109 to 1575 and encodes 488 amino acids. The transcript has 10 exons. Gene Ontology annotation, cellular component: cytoplasm; nucleus. Gene Ontology annotation, molecular function: ATP binding; protein serine/threonine kinase activity. Gene Ontology annotation, biological process: intracellular signal transduction; protein phosphorylation; positive regulation of apoptotic process. The record is from RefSeq and is a predicted model, not a curated record.
GAGUGAGAGGACAAGGAAAUACCAUUUUCUGAGCGAUUGUGCCAAGAUAUAGCAGAUUAUCAUCGGCUCAUUUAAAGCAAUUUCCAGAUCAGACUUGGAGAGGGCUGUAUGCUCCAGGCCUCAAUGAGGAGCCCAAACAUGGAGACGUUCAAGCAGCAGAAGGUGGAGGACUUUUAUGACAUCGGAGAGGAGCUGGGCAGCGGCCAGUUUGCCAUUGUGAAGAAGUGCCGAGAGAAAAGCACGGGGCUGGAGUACGCGGCAAAGUUCAUAAAAAAGCGGCAGAGCCGGGCCAGCCGGCGGGGCGUGAGUCGGGAAGAAAUCGAGCGGGAGGUGAGCAUCCUGCGGCAGGUGCUGCAUCCCAACGUCAUCACGCUGCACGACGUCUUCGAGAACCGCACCGACGUGGUGCUCAUCCUGGAGCUAGUGUCGGGAGGAGAGCUCUUUGACUUCCUGGCCCAGAAGGAGUCGCUGAGUGAGGAAGAGGCCACCAGCUUCAUCAAGCAAAUCCUGGAUGGUGUGAACUACCUUCAUGCCAAGAAGAUUGCUCACUUUGAUCUCAAGCCAGAAAACAUUAUGUUGUUAGACAAGAAUAUUCCCAUUCCACACAUCAAGCUGAUUGACUUUGGCCUGGCUCAUGAAAUAGAAGAUGGAGUUGAAUUUAAGAAUAUUUUUGGGACACCAGAAUUUGUUGCUCCAGAAAUUGUGAACUACGAGCCUCUGGGACUGGAGGCUGACAUGUGGAGCAUAGGCGUCAUCACCUACAUCCUCCUAAGUGGAGCAUCCCCUUUCCUGGGAGACACGAAGCAGGAAACGCUAGCAAAUAUCACAGCUGUGAGUUAUGACUUUGACGAGGAAUUCUUCAGCCAGACCAGCGAGCUGGCCAAGGACUUCAUUCGGAAGCUUCUGGUUAAAGAGACCCGGAAACGGCUCACAAUCCAAGAGGCUCUCCGACACCCCUGGAUCACGUCCAAAGGAGAAGUCAGAGCCCAGGAACAGCAGAAGACAGAGCCCACCCAGCUGAAGACCAAGCGCCUGAGAGAGUACACCCUUAAAUGCCACUCGAGCAUGCCCCCCAAUAAUACAUACGUCAACUUCGAGCGUUUCGCCCGCGUAGUAGAGGACGUGGCACAGGUCGACCAGGGCUGCCGUACCCUGGCAGGGACCCACAACACCAUCCAGGAUGACGUGGAGGCCCUAGUCUCCAUAUACAAUGAGAAGGAAGCUUGGUACCGAGAGGAGAGUGAGAAUGCCCGGCACGACCUCUCCCAGCUCAAGUAUGAGUUCCGCAAAGUGGAGUCCUUGAAGAAGCUCCUUCGAGAAGACCUCCAGGCCACAGGAGCGGGCCUCGGAAGCAUGGCCAGGAAAUUGGACCAUCUGCAGACACAGUUUGAAGCUUUAAGGCAGGAGCUCUCAGCAGACCUACAGUGGAUCCAGGAACUGGCAGGCAGCUUCCAGCUGGAGGAUAGGAACACAGAUGGCCUGGGCUCCAUGUUCCACAGGGAUGCCAGGGAGUCCCUAGUGGAGCUGCUCGACAGAUCAGCCGGCAAGGAAGCCUUGGCCAGCUUGAAGCCCUGAGUACCAGAAUCUAGUCCGUGAUGCAUCCCGGAGGAUUUGCAGAAGCAUGCUUCUGAGCACCCUGCCAGGACGUCAGCUAGAAUUAGCCUGCGGGGUGUAUGUCUGUAGCAGAGCCUUCCACCCCCUUCACAGGAUCCAGAACCAGGAAGGUGCUAGCUAGUUAUUCCUUCUGCACCUCCUCUCACCAGCCUGGAUUUCUGGAAGGGUGGCUGGCAGAGGCCAGGCUGUUGAAACAAUUGCGAGUCAAUACCCCUCCACAAUGGAGGGAGGGUGGCUGGCCCUAGGGGGAUGCUCGAGAAUUGAUUUGUGAUCUUGGAUUCAUUCGCAUCUCACUUCCCACCUCUGUGCCUUUGGGACUGCAGACCUUGAGGAAUCUUUGCCUUAAUUUAGGAAUAACAAUAAACCAGUGUGCUGCUUUCCUGCUAUGGAAGGAGGGAUUAAAAUGCAUAGAGAAAAUAUUACCUUUUACUGGCACUGACUUUUCACUUAGGAACACUUAUGUCUUUGAUGUUUAAAAGAACUCUGUGAACAGGAAGGUGGGUGAUAUUAGCAUUGUUGUUACUACUGUUUCCACGUAACUAUUGAGGAAAUUGAUACAGAGAGGGAAAGUGACAUCCUCAAGGUCUUUCGUAGCUGGUUGAUACAGAUGAAGUCUAUGGGAAGCAAUAGUGAGACUUUGCUGUAAGUGUCCACCUUCGCAGUAAUGUUCAGCUCCAGAGGUAAAGUUAACAACUUCAUCUAGUUCAUGUAUUCUGCCAGGUAGAGUAGAAUGGCCCAUAGCUUUAGAUGAUUGUCCCAAGAAGUGGGUCCUGAAGUGUGCUGUUCGCUGUUCCUAUCCAGCCCUGUCCCUGUCUGCAGAUCAGUGUGCCAAGCAGGAGGCAAGGGGCAGGAUCUCCCCCUUCCCCCACCCUUUCCCCCUUCUGGCCAAAGGUCCCAACCUUGUUUUAGGAAUGAAGACCAAAAGGAAUCGACAAGAAGGUCCCUUUUCUUAUGUACUUAGGGCAUUGGGGCCCUGAAAGGGCUGAGAAACUCUAUGAGAGUUUAAGAUUGGGAAGCUCAAGCUCAAGGGUCCCCUGGUGACCCCAAGCUUUGAGCACCCCUCCCUGAGGACUUUGUGAGGUCAUCUCCCUGGAGGAGCUGGUCAGCCAGCUCAUAUGGACAGAAUGUGGUGAAGUGUGGGCCCGGCACUGGGCUAGAAGCUUGGGCAUGAGGGACCAGAUGGUAUCAUUUCAAAGUGACUUUACAGACUCACAAAACACCCUUGUCAGAAAGGCAGGAUAAGUGUUAUUCCCAAUCUGGAGAUAUGGAAACAGAGAGAUUGACUUGCCCAAGGCCACAAUCAGUGGGAACCGCCCCCGGCUCCAGGAGUUUACUCUCUGCUUCCAGAGCAGAGAUGCCCAGGGUCACCCAACCAUCUACUGACAAAUAAUGUUUGAGCACAUGCCAACUGCCAGGCUCAAUAAUGUUUGAGCACAUGCCAACUUCCAGGCAAUGCCAGGCCAUUGGCACUGGAGUUACAAUGUUGAGUAAAAACGGGCUCAUCUCCUGCCUUCAUGGAGUUCACAGUCAGGUAAAGGAUUCCCACGUUAAUCAAGAACAUUCUACAAGCACAAGAGUGUAUGUGGAACACAUGCUAUGAAAGAAAUGUGCGUAGCCAGUAGUGGGGUUUGAUCUAGUUGGGGAAGGCCUCCCUGAGGUAGUGAUGCUGGAGGCGAGGUCUGGGAAGCAAAACAGGGAGAAAGAAGUGUUCCUGACAACAGAGCUGUCAGGGCCAGGGCUUGGUGGUGGAGAGGGCAUGGAAGCUGGAAGGGAGAGGGUAGGGUGGGCAGGUGGUAUAGAUGUGGCUGGAGAGAAGUCAUGACCAGUGGUACUUUGCCAAAUUUAAGAGCUCUGCCUUCAUCCCAAGAGUCUUGGGGAGCCAUGAUGGAUGCCAGGCUAGUUAACACCUGCAGAGCUGGGUGACCCCAAGCUUUGAGCACCCAGGGGAUGGGGAGGGGAUGGCCAAUGAGUGACACAAAGGGCAAGUGGUUUGGGGCGAGACAUGAGAACCUACAUGCAAACCUACCUCUGUUUCCAUUAUCAUGCUAGAUCAUUUCAAAUAUCACAUAUAAUAUUUGUAACAGAAACAGUUUCCAUCAAAUGUAAGAAACCAUAUUUUCAUUAAAUAUACGAAGCAUUAUUAUUUUACAUACCAAAUAUAAGAAAGAAAAAAGCCAGGUGUGAUAGGAGACCGCCUCACCUCCCCACCAAAGCCGGGACACCCUCCCUGAGAGGGCAAGCUGAAAUAAAGCCAUCGUGCAAAAAGGGAAAGCAAGGAAAUGUGUGUUUCAUUCUUUUUUUUUU